Oreochromis aureus is the source of this 3750-nucleotide messenger RNA. RefSeq names its product solute carrier family 6 member 14 (gene slc6a14). Gene Ontology annotation, cellular component: membrane. Lineage: Eukaryota; Metazoa; Chordata; Actinopteri; Cichliformes; Cichlidae. The record is from RefSeq and is a predicted model, not a curated record. Gene Ontology annotation, biological process: sodium ion transmembrane transport. The coding region runs from base 413 to 2293 and encodes 626 amino acids. Gene Ontology annotation, molecular function: L-proline transmembrane transporter activity. The transcript has 15 exons.
CCCACAACCUGGACACUCGUAAACAGUCAGAGCUCCACUCUUUUUUUAUCAGUGUAAGUUUUCACUCCUACACUACACUGUAUUUUAGCACCAUGAUAUUAUACAGUGAACACGACUACCAUCUAAUAAUAGCUCCACAUGAUUGCUUAAAGUGACACUGACGUUAUCAGACUGUCUGCAGGUGUGUCAUUAAUUUUAAAAAGAGGAAAAUCUCCUUCACUGAUGUUUAUAACCUCUUUUUUUUAAGAUUAGAGUGGGAGUUGAGGUAAUUGCAUACAACUAUCUCAAGGGGAGGGAUGAGGCAGGUGAUUGGUUGGAACACAUCACCAGCUCGCCUUUAGAGAGGUGACUUUAAAACAGAUGUAGUUAACUUUAAAUUUCUUAUUCUGUCCUAACAAGCAGGCGAACGAACAUGCGGGAAUACAGGUGGCAAAGUUUCAAGAGUUUAAUUUUCAGAAAUCCUGCUGUUGUCGACCAGGAUCCACGUGUGGAUGAUGGGGAUGAGAAUACUGAGCGUGGUAACUGGACCAGCAAGAAGGAGUACAUUCUCUCUAUGAUCGGAUAUGCUGUUGGUCUGGGAAAUAUCUGGAGAUUUCCGUAUUUGGCAUACAAGAAUGGAGGGGGUGCCUUUCUUAUCCCAUAUUUCGUGAUGUUGGUGGUGGUUGGAAUUCCUCUUUUCUUCUUGGAAAGUGCCUUUGGUCAAUUCUGCAGCCAAGGUCCAGUUAAUGUAUGGAGAGCAGUGCCAUUAAUACAGGGUAUUGGUGUUGCCAUGGUUGUGGUGUCUGUAAUAGUGUCUAUUUAUUACAACGUCAUCAUCGCCUACAGCCUGUACUACAUGUUCGCCUCCAUGCAGUGUCCUCUGCCGUGGUCCGGCUGUUCCAGCUGCGAUGGCAGUAACUGCAGCACCACGCCUGAAGUGUCCUGUAAUGUAAGCAGUGUUUUGGUUACCAACUGGACUCAGGAAAACAGCAGCUGCUCUUCGAUACAGACUCCGAGUGAACUGUACUGGGAUAAUGUGGCUUUGCAGAGGUCCGGGGGUCUUGAUGAAACGGGGCCAGUAGUUUGGCACUUGGCUCUCUGUCUGCUGCUGAGCUCCAUACUUGUUACUGCUGCGCUCAUCAGAGGCAUCAAAUCAUCAGGCAAAGUUGUGUAUUUCACUGCUACCUUCCCUUACGUGGUGAUUGUGAUCCUGCUGAUCAGAGGUGUGACUCUAGAGGGAGCCAAAGAUGGGAUAGAGUUCUACAUUGGUUCUCAGUCCAAUCUGACCAAACUGACUGAAGUUCAGGUGUGGAAAGAUGCAGCAACUCAGACCUUCUAUUCUCUCUCUAUUGGCUGGGGUGGACUCAUGGCUCUUGCUUCCUAUAACAACUUUCACAACAACGUGUUCAAGGACUCGUUUGUUGUCACCCUUACUAAUGCAGGGACCAGUGUGCUUGCAGGCUUUGCCAUAUUUUCAAUUUUGGGACAUAUGGCUCACAUCUACAAAACGCCAGUUUCAAAAGUGGUAAAGGAAGGGUUUGGUCUGGCUUUCAUAGCCUAUCCAGAUGCUCUGUCUAAGCUCCCCAUCUCCCCGCUGUGGUCCAUUUUGUUCUUCUUCAUGCUUUUGACUGUUGGUUUGGACUCCCAGUUUGCAGGAAUAGAGGUGAUAACGACCUGCCUGCUCGACGCUUUCCCCACAGUCUUCAAAUCCAAACAUGCCUUAUUAACUGUAACGUUAUGUUCUAUCCUCUACCUACUGGGUUUACCAUGUGUCACAAGGGCAGGAAUAUACUGGGUAACCCUAAUUGACCAGUUUGUUGCCAGCUGGGUGCUGCUAUUUUUGGUGCUUUUGGAGAUUAUUGCCAUCUCCUACAUUUACGGAGGAAACCGUUUUAUCAAAGACAUUGAGAUGAUGAUUGGAAUGAAGACUUCCACAUUUUGGCUGUGGUGGAGAGCAUGUUGGUUCUUCAUCAGUCCCUGCAUCAUAGUGUUCCUCUUGAUCUCGUCUCUGGUUUACUUUGAACCCCCUAACUAUGGAGGAAUCCCGUACCCAGACUGGGGCAUGACUUUAGGCUGGUGCAUGAUUGCAUUUGUCCUGAUGUGGAUCCCUGUUGUUGCUGGGUAUAAGCUGAUAAAAGCAAAGGGAAACCCCUGGAAGCGUCUGAAGUCACUGUGCUCGCCAUCUGAGGAAUGGCAUCCCUAUUUGGACGUCCAUCGAGGGGAGCGUUACUCAGAAGAACGCUGCCACCGUAGGAACAACAGCAAAAAUAAAGCAGAAGUUAAUCUGAAUGUAAUCUCCAGUUCGUGGCUAUAAUGAGGCUUCUCCUGUGUUUGCUCUAUGAAUACCUUGUUUUGAACAUUCUGAAAGUUAAGUCAUUUUUGACCUCUGGGAGGCAGAAAGCAGCCCGAAUAUAAACUCACAGCAGACUGCACAGAACUUACAUGUUAACUUCCUGAAACCUGAGCGCUCUUUGGGAUGUAUUUUUAAUUUCUACAGUCUGUUUGGUAAUAGUUGGAUCAGCAUUAUCUUUGAAAAGAAAAAAAAGAAAAGAAAAACUAUGUCCUUCGACAGGGAGAAUGGGUUUAUUUAAGAGCACAAUGCAAUCAAGUCAACACUGCAAACAAAGUAUGAACACUUUACUGAGCAGAAUGCUGUAUAUACUGCAUAACAGCUGAGAUCUAAUGUUCCCAAAUGAGGAUGUGGACUCUUCUUACUAUCUAAACAUUUCUUCUUUCUUCUUUUAGGAGAAAUGUCUGGGUCUUCUCCCCUGUCUUUAUGACCUAUUGUAUAUACUACUGUAUAUGUCCUGCUGCAGCUUGUGUGAGUUCGUGUGUGUACAGAAAAAGAGAAGACUCAAUCACACAAACAAAGUUGACAUGGAGAAAAAAACAAAUAUUUUAAUAUAUGUAUUGCUUGAUAGGGCAUUAUUAUCAGGUGAUAUUUUAUUGGCAGUUUUUUGGGGGGGGUUGUUUAUUCUUAUAUUAGUAGAGAUUGAUUCUGUGUCAUUAACUAUGCUUGUCUUUAAAGCACAGUUCCUUUUCCUGUCAGUUAUUUGCUGAUAUUUAAAUGUAGUAAAUAAAAAUGCAACUGAUAUUUUUUCAGAAUUUGUCAUAUUUGAAAAGUAGUAAAAGGAAAAGGAAACUAUCAGAUGUUUUUAUUUCAGUCUGUUUUUUGUGUUUUGUUAGUUGGGUGGUUGUUUUAUGUAUAUAAAUAUAUAAACUGGUCCUUUGCAGGCAGGACUGGAUUAUAUAAUCUUGCACCCUCCUUUGAAUAGAUCUGACUUCUACCCUGAACAGAGUACUGUGUGAUUAUGAUGGUAACGAGCAAUCAUGUAAGAUUUUGUCUCAGAAGCUUCUUAAAUACAGUUUGCACUGAUGUCUUCCAUUAAUAAUAAUACUGCUUGGGUGUGACCUGAGUGUGUCACAGUUGGGUAUUUUCACAUUCUCAGGGUAGCCGCUUCAAAAAUUAGAAACACAAGAAAUGGAAAAAUUAAUGUGUCGAAUGAAUGCACUUGCAUUGCAUUUUCACUUGCAAGCUACAAUACAAAGCAUUUUUCCAAAACCAUUUCCAGUAGCUAAAAAGGGAAGAAAAAAAUAGGAUCAUGAAUUACUUACAGUAGUACUAAAAACUCAAACCCACCUGCAGAAUCGUUAUGAUCCAUGGAAACUGGUGAAUGUUUUUCAUUGUUGUGCUGAUAGUAUUUUCACCUGUGCCCCUGCACCUUUGUUCAACAACCCCAAAAUCCACAAAUAAAAAGUUUAUCAAACUUA